AUGUCUACAGAUGGUCGCUUCCGCAUGAACUUACCAAGUGAACAAGGCGUGACUGAAGCCAAUAAAGCAUUUUUAGCAAAACGUGUGGUACAUUUUGAUUAUGACAGUAGUGAUCUUUCCAAUGAUGACUACCAAACACUACAAGCACAUGCGCAGUUCUUGAUUGCCAAUGCCAACUCUAAAGUGGCAUUAACAGGUCAUACAGAUGAACGUGGUACGCGUGAGUACAACAUGGCUUUAGGUGAGCGUCGUGCUAAAGCCGUUGAAAGCUACCUGAUCACCAAUGGUGUUAAAGCAAACCAAUUAGAAGCGGUAAGCUACGGUAAAGAAAUGCCAAUCAAUGCUGGUCAUGAUGAAGCUGCUUGGAAAGAAAACCGCCGUGUUGAAAUCAACUACGAAGCCGUUCCUCCUCUUUUAAAAUAA
Messenger RNA from Oppiella nova, 423 nucleotides. The record is from the annotation of a GenBank genome assembly. Lineage: Eukaryota; Metazoa; Arthropoda; Arachnida; Sarcoptiformes; Oppiidae.